Molecule: messenger RNA, 786 nt
Organism: Ceratosolen solmsi marchali
Lineage: Eukaryota; Metazoa; Arthropoda; Insecta; Hymenoptera; Agaonidae
Product: Down syndrome cell adhesion molecule-like protein Dscam2
Exons: 1
Coding region: 101-637 (178 amino acids)
Biological process (GO): homophilic cell-cell adhesion; dendrite self-avoidance; axon guidance
Cellular component (GO): axon; plasma membrane
Molecular function (GO): cell-cell adhesion mediator activity
Source: RefSeq, a predicted model, not a curated record
AGGGGAGCCAGCCUUGGUUCUUGGUCGUCGAUACACGACCAAAUGGCAAUGAAAAAGCACAGUGGUGGCGCUGAGCGAAAGGAAGAAAUGAUCUCGCGCAAUGAGUGCACGGGAUCAUGUUGUGUUGACGGUGAAUUUUCCAGUGCCCCCCAGAAUCGAGUCCUUUAGCUUCCCGGAGAACAUCCAGGCGGGCGCACGGGUCCACGUAACGUGCGUCGUGAGCGAGGGCGACCCGCCAGUGAGGAUCGUCUGGCUGAAGGACGGCCGGCCCCUGAGCUCCUACCGCGAGCUGGACGCCGCCACGAACCAGAUUGGCGAGUUCGAUCUCGCCCUGAGGAUAACCAGCGCUUCGCCCGCGCACAACGGCAACUACACCUGCUUGGCGAGCAACGACGCCGCUAAGGCAUCGCGCACCGCUCGGUUGCUCGUUCACGGUACGCACACCACGCGACGUCCUCCUCGUCUCCGGGACUCUUACGCGUCGUCUGCUAGGUGGCGCUCGCGCUCCACGUUAUCACUCGCCACGUUCAUUCUUCCGAUUAUUAGCCGAGCACUCGGGCCUUAUCAUUGCGGACAACUUGACAGCUCCUUAUUAUACAUAAUAGUGCACAGUCGAGUUUGGCUCUUUCUUAUAUAAGCUACACGGAUGUUACGUUGAAAGUUGCCAAUUAAACGGACGUCCUCGUCCCAUUCGUUAAAAGCAUCAACCGGGAUAAGCUUUUAAAAAUUCUGUCUAAAAUUGCCCGAAUAUGUUAUUGAUUAUCGUGUUAUUGUUGUAUUGAAGUA